AUGCCGCUGGUAGACGCGGGUACUUUGUUAACGUGGCUAAUCAUUGGUCUCUCUGCAGCAGUAUUAGUGAGAAGAGAAUGCUGGAAGCGACAUAUUUAUCUGACAUCAUCUGCACUAGAUGCUGGAAUGAAUUUUGCAUUAGUGGUGAUCGGUGGACCGUUGGUAUGGUAUAACGUGACUUUUCCUACUUGGUGGGGAACAGGUGGAGAUAGUAAAACGGGAUGUCCAUUCUCGAAAGCAAAUCCUGCUCUAGCACAAAAUUUUGAUCCACAGACAUACGGAACGUGA
Messenger RNA from Adineta ricciae, 288 nucleotides. Lineage: Eukaryota; Metazoa; Rotifera; Eurotatoria; Adinetida; Adinetidae. The record is from the annotation of a GenBank genome assembly.